This is a messenger RNA of Hypoxylon trugodes, 1094 nucleotides long. Its product is annotated as Brix-domain-containing protein. Lineage: Eukaryota; Fungi; Ascomycota; Sordariomycetes; Xylariales; Hypoxylaceae. Gene Ontology annotation, molecular function: snoRNA binding; rRNA primary transcript binding. The coding region runs from base 164 to 1060 and encodes 298 amino acids. Gene Ontology annotation, biological process: rRNA processing. The transcript has 3 exons. The record is from RefSeq and is a predicted model, not a curated record. Gene Ontology annotation, cellular component: nucleolus; small-subunit processome; Mpp10 complex.
GCCAAAAAGUUUAUAAUUUCAACACCAACCAUCACUGAACUCUUCAACACUACCAAUUGCGAAAUCGACAGGCGCAAUACCCGUUGUUGUUUUGAUUCAUUCCACAGAACACACAUCUUCGUUGAAACAUAAUUCCUAAUUACUUAACUGACCAACAGCAAUCAUGAUUCGCAAACAAGCUCGGCAACGCCGCGACUACCUCUAUAGAAGAGCCCUUUUAUUACGCGACUCCGAAAUCAGCGAGAAGAGAGCGAAGCUAAGAGCAUCCUUAGCAACUGGUCGACCUUUGGACCCAUCCAUCGCAAAUGACAAGGAAUUAAGAAAGGAUUACCAAUUCGACGAGUCUCGGCCAGAGAGAAGUACAAAUGAGGAACUAGAUCUUGAUGACGAAUACUCCCAACUUUCCGGAAUAGUUGACCCUCGAGUUCUUGUUACCACUUCGAGAGACCCAUCUGCCCGCUUAUCCGCAUUCGCAAAAGAAAUCCGCUUGCUGCUCCCCACUGCCAUACGGUUAAAUCGUGGCAAUUUGAUCCUACCAGAUCUCGUUCGAUCGGCUCAGUCUAGUGGUCUGAGCGACUUGGUUCUUCUCCAUGAGCAUCGUGGUGUACCAACAGCCUUGACAUUAUCCCAUUUUCCUCAUGGCCCGACAAUAUCAUUUUCUUUGCACAAUGUCGUAUUACGCCACGAUAUCCCUAACAGCAUCAGAGGUACUGUGAGCGAGUCGUAUCCGCAUCUGAUAUUUGAUGGUUUUACGUCUCGCCUUGGCGCGAGAGUUGUCAAAAUAUUGAAGCAUAUAUUCCCUCCAAGGGAACCUUUGACGAGCAAAGACAAGCUUGGAAGCCGAGUGGUCACUUUCAAGAACAUUGAAGAUUCGAUAGAAGUGCGCCAUCACGUUUUUGUGAGAACCGGGUAUGACAGUGUAGAACUGUCCGAAGUCGGCCCUCGAAUGACUAUGAAGGUAUUCGAGAUCCGCAGCGGCACUUUGGAGAACAAAGACGGAGACGUCGAGUGGCACUUGAACCAGUACACGAGAACUAGCCGAAAGAAGGAUUAUCUAUGAAAACAAAUUAUAUUAAUUUUUCGAGGAAGCCAAU